Messenger RNA from Leucoraja erinaceus (little skate), 9212 nucleotides. Its product is annotated as otoancorin-like. The record is from RefSeq and is a predicted model, not a curated record. Gene Ontology annotation, biological process: cell-matrix adhesion. The transcript is spliced from 27 exons. Lineage: Eukaryota; Metazoa; Chordata; Chondrichthyes; Rajiformes; Rajidae. Gene Ontology annotation, cellular component: cell surface. The coding region runs from base 2201 to 5665 and encodes 1154 amino acids.
GUCCAUGCCAAGCCUGAUGCCAUCUCUGAUCUACCAGCACGUGAUCCAUAUCCCUCCUUUCCCUGCGCCUAUGUAAAAGCCUCUUUAAAGCCACUAUCAUAUCUGCCUCAACCACGGCACAGUGGUGCAGCAGGUAGUGCUGCUGCCUCACAGUGUCAGAGAUCCGAGUUACAUCCUGACUAUGUGGAGUUUGUACGUCCUUUCUGUGACCGCAUUAGUUUUUUCCGGGUCCACAAUUUUACAUCAGAUUAGUUUAGUUUAUAGUCAUGUGUACCGAAGUAUAAUGAAAAGCUUUUUUGUUGCAUGCUAACCUGUCAGUGAAAAGACUAUACAUGAUUACAAUCGAGCCGUCGAUUGUACAGAGGACAAAGUGAAUAAUGUUUUGGGCAAGAGAAAGUCCAAUGAUGUCUGAUUAAAGAUACUGAGGGUCUCCAAUUAGGUAGAUGGUAGCUUAGGACGGGUCUCUAGUUGUUGAUAGGAUGGUUCAGUUGCCUGAUAACAGCUGGGAAGAAACUGUCCCUGAAUCGGUGCUUUUGUGUUAAACUUGUGGUCCCAAGCCAACGGCGCUAUACAAAUGCAAAUCUCUUCCAAAGGCAGGGUCAACUUGAUACCUGCUGACGUCAGCAAAGAAGAGAUGGAGACAGAAAGUUCCUUGUUCGCUGUCUGGGGUCGUGAGCUAGGACCGGCAGGUAGGAGGUACCUGAUGUCUCACCUGAGUCCUUGUGUUGCUCCUCACCCCCUCCCCCUGGCCCAUGUUAAGUAGUGGGAGCAUCUCACUUACACCUGAGAGCAGGCUACAACUCUCGGCACUGUUCACACGACUAACCUGCCGCUUUCAGGGUAAAGGAAGGAGCUGCAGAAAGCUGCCAGGGAUUCCUGGAUUUUACCCGGGGAAAAGUGAACCGAUCGCUCGCCCUCACGGAGAGCCCACUCCUCACAUUAGCAAGACGUAAGUGCUCCCUCUUUCUAACGGCUCCCUCUCCUCCUCAGUCUUCGCAACCUGAGAACAUCAUAGACACGGGGAAAUUGUUGGGUAGUUGGCUUCCGGGCAGGGAAGUUUAGUUUAGUCUAGUCAUACAGCCUGUAAAUAGGACCUUCGAUCCACUGAGUCCACACUGCCCAGCGAUCACUAUCUCUAUCCUAUACACUAGGGACAAUUUACAGAAGCCAAUUAACCUAUAAACCUGUACGUUCAUUCCUGGGAUGUUAGGGGAAAUCGGAGCACCUGGAGAAAACACACGCGGUCACAGGGAGAAUGUACAAAUUCCGUACAGACAGCACCUGUGGUCAGGAUCAAACCCGGGUCUCUGGCGCUGUGAGGCAGCAACUCACUGUGCCACCCCAUUGUGGCAAGUUGUGAACUGGCAUGCAAAUAUUUUAUAGUGCGCAGGAGUUUUGCAUUUUAAAACCUUGUUUUCCGCUUGUGCAGCUUACAUCCCUAUAAUAUGAAGGUUGAAUUCUCCAAUUUCAAGUCAUACCCCACUGCUCUCAUUCCCCUCAUUCCUCACCUCCCCAGCACACAUUCUUCCCAGAAAAAAACAAACAAAGAGCGGAAUAUCGUGUUACAGUUUACAGGGAAAGUGCAGAUUAAAAAAGGCAAAGGUCGCAUUGGGAUAGAUUGGAAGAUUGGGAUUUCAUUCUUAGCGUAUCAGCGGUUUGAUAACUGCUGUCCCUGAAUCAGGUAGUACGUGCUUUCAAGCUUUUAUGCCUUCUGCCCUACGGGAGAGGGGAGAAGAGGGAAUGAGGGUGUGAGGGGUUCUUGAUUAUGGUGGCUGUGUUUCCCGAGUCAACAUGAAGUGUAGAUGGAGUUGAUAUGGGGGUGAACAAGGAACUGAUUAUACAGGAUAACAAUCAUGGAACAUGAACAAAGACUAUACAUGAUUACAAUUGAGCCAUCCACAGUGUACAGAUACAGGAUAAAGGGAAUAAUGUUUAGUGCAAGAUAGAUAGAUCAGCCAUGAUUGAAUGGCGGAGUAGACUUGAUGGGCCGAGUGGUCUACUACUGCUCCUUUGACUUAUGAACUCAUGAACCUUGUGUCCUUUUGCGUUUUAACCAGCAUCUGCAGUUUCUAGUUUUUAUACCUUCAGAUUUUGUGGAUUAUUUUCACAGUGAACUGGCAAUUAGCCGAGACGUCUUCGGUUUCUGACGACUGGUUGCUGUGUCCACACUGACAGCAGCUUCGGUCACCUCUGGGGACAAAUGCAGCCACAUCUGUGCAGCUGCUGGUGGAUCUGGUGUGUCUGCUGGAGCAGUGUUGCCGUGGGUGACGAUCCAGGAGAAAGUGAGAAAGAACUACCGGCAGAAGUGCAGCAGAUUCUGGAUCAACUCUUGGAUGGGAAAUACAUUGAAGGAACUGUUCACGCCAUCGAAUACCUCAGGAAACACCCUAUUGAAGACCAUCAGGCGGCCAUGCUGAGAUACCUUCAUUCCAGGGGCUCGAGCCUGCACAGCCUCCAGGCGUCCUACACCGACUACUUCGCGGGCAUCGGGCGCCGACCCCGGCAACUGGCCGCCCACCUGCGGCACCUGGACACCCGCUCCUUCCUGCUCGGCGUCAACCUGCUGUACGGCGGCGGCAGCGGCGGCCAGCUGCCAUUCACCACUGUGCGGUUCAGGGAUGUCCGGGAUUUGAUCCUGCGGACUCCGGGCGGGCACCGCAGCCUGUUCGUCACGGCCUGGGAGAAAUGCUUGCCCCGGGUUGCCACGUCCCCGUGCCUGGAACUCCUCACCAAGGCCCUGAGACUGUCAUCAGCCGCCUACCUGCGGCCAGAGAUGAUUGCCCACCUGCCUCUGGACCUUCCUGAGGAGAUCUUCAGGAACAUCACGGCGGUGUUUAAGGAACUGUACGAUGAUAUGACUGCUCGCAGCCAAAGGGCCAUCUAUGAGUGGAUCCGACAGAUCCUUCAGAGACCCAACAGGCAGCCCGCAGGAGCGCCGUGGAUUGUGGCGGAGAACCUGUGGUUUCUGGGGAGAUUCGUGGUCCACCUCCCUCCUGAGGAGAUCCAGAAGAUCAGCCUCAAUGAGAUUCGACACUUCAUCAAUUACGACAACGCCACCAAGCAGCUGGACUCAGUGUACGACAUCACCCCGACCACUGCCAGAGCCUUCCAGGAGAGAAUCAAUGCCAGCGGCUUUGAUAUGGCCAACACCUCGACCGUCUACAGACUCGGUCUCCUGGUCUGUUUCUUCGACAAUGUGCAAGAGUUGGACACAGGGGAAGCUCGCAGUCUCCUCCACCAGAUGAUCAAGUGCAGCCGUCUCAAGGGUUUCCAGGCCGACGUGAAGAAGCUGAAGGCGCAGUUGCUGGGGCUGGUACUGAGCAGCCAGCGGCUGAACGAGACUUUGGACUCCAUCUCGGAUGCCAUCGCCUGCCUGUCGUUCCCCCAGCUGGACUCGCUGUCCACGGAGUCGGUGCGGAGCGCCGCAACCGUCCUCGGCACCGUCCGCGGCUGGACUCCCGGCCAGACACUCAUCCUGGCCGACAAGUUCAUGGGGGGCAACAAGCAACUGUCGCUGUUUGACCUCAGUCGGCUGGGAGUCCUGGUGCCGGGGGUCAGUGCGGACACUUUGUACAACACCAGCCCCCAGGAUCUAGCGCAGGCUCUCCAACGGUCCCUGUCCCAGCACGGGGCCAGUCUCUCCCCCGGACAGCGACUGGCCGUGGUCACCCAGAUUGCCGCUUCCUGGAAUGUGUCCUCUGUGCUGGACCUGUUGAACAGUUCCUUCUUAAAAGAGCUGCCCCUGUACAACCUGCUUCAUAUGACGAGCUACAAUGUCAGCCACCUAAACCAGAAGGAGCUGAGGAAAAGUCAGGCGUUGUUCCUUUACCACCUAAUGUCUGACACGAUGCCUGUGCAAGAGAUCCUCGGGUGCGGGCAGCUGGUGAGAGGUGUGACCUGCGAUCACCUCCGAGCCCUGGACCCAGCAACCUUCUGGCAGCUCGAUGGCCUACUCCGGGGCAGUCUCUCCCUGCUCUCCCCACUCCAGGUAAGUGAGAGGCGCCUCUGGGCCUUUACUCACUGGAGUUCAAGUACCCGGGUGCGUCAGCGACAUGGGAAGAUGGGGUGGGGUGGGGGAAGGUCGGAGAAAACGCUUGGACUGAAUCCUUCUUUUUUCUGGUCCAGUACCCGUGUUCUGGCCAUGGCCCCUCGAAGCAUCUGCAAACCUCUGUUAAUCGCCCUGGGCAGGGUUGAGCUGUCAUCUAUCGUUCCCCAACCAGCAAAAAGAGCGGAGGUGAUGGAGAGUGUGCUCUGGUGCCUGAACUACACGAUCCAGGAUGAGUAUGAUGUGGACAUCCUGGGCAGAACUAUCUGUUAUCUGUCUCCUGACUUCAUCAGGACCAUCACCUCCAACAAGGCCCUGAACGAAGCACUCAUCCAUUUCAGGAUUUGUCGGAAUCUCAGCCCCGCCCAGAAGAGGGAAGUUCGGAACAAGAUCCAGGAAUAUUACGGGGAUCCAACUGCCUGGCAGCCUGAACUGAUGCAGGAUCUGGGGCCACUGGUUACACUCUUGUCAAGGGAAGACCUGACCACUGUCGCUGAGAAGUUUCCUGACAUCCUGCUACAGUUAGCAUUGGAUGUGGAAGGUACGGCUGUUUCUGAGGACUUCCUCGCGGCAGUGUUUCAUGCUCUCAAGAGGACCAUUGGGACCAUUACACCCUCCAAUAUGCCUCCAGGCUGUGGCGGGACUCGAACUCCAUCCUCCGAGCACAUCCUCAAGCUGGCGGACGCCAACUCCCUUUGGUCAGCCGGCGAGCUGCGCUGCCUGUCCCCGGAGACGUUUGUACGGAGUGUCGAGCUCCUUGGUGCCCUGACGAGUUUCAGCAUGGCCCAGCUCCUGGCCCUGAAGGAGAAAGCCAAGGAGGUGUGGGGGCCAGUGCGGAGCUGGAGGAAGCACCAGGUGCGGGCGCUCGGCCACAUUGCACUCUCUCUGAACCAGAGUGAAAUCCGGGAACUCGAGCUCGGCUCCACCGACACUGUGGCGGCACUGAUCCAGCACCGGCAGUGGUCUCCACCACAGGUUAGGUCAUUGUUGGAAGGGUUUCUCCACGACUCUGGCCUGCCAGUCGAAGCUCUGUCCGGCUGGGACCUGGCUGGGCUUGGCAGAUUGCUGUGCGAGAUGACCGGCCCUGAGCUCGACUCCGUGAGCACUGCCGCCUACAGCAUUGCAGCAGCGAGGGUGGGCGAGCUGGCCUGCGAGGCACAGGUCCUGCGGCGGCUGCUGAGGAAGGCGAGGGAGGUGUUCGGCGACGUUGGCCAAUGGCACGGCUUUGUCCUGUGGGAGGUCGGGACAGUGGCAGCCGGAAUGAGUGGAGAGGAGCUGAAGCUGCUGGUACCGGACUUGAUGCCCUACUUCACGCCAGCGGCCAUGGCCAUACUCCCCACCCACGUGUUCAAGGAACUCUCUCCGGAGCAGCUGAAGAAGCUGGGGCCAGAGAACUCAGCGGCUGUUACAGCGGCCCAAGAAGCCGCUCUGAACCGGGAGCAGCUCGCUGGGCUGCAGGCUGCCAGGGAUGGAGGCGAUUCCAACGAGACGCCGCUGUCCACUGCCCCACUCACAGGUUUAGCAUACCGUGGUGAGAUGUGCUUCCUGCUCUGGGCUGCCUUCACAGUUGUGUAUUUUGCAGACUAUUGCCAAAUCCUAGCGCAUAAUAUUUGUACAUAGUAACAUACUAAUGAUCAACUGGUGUAGAUAUCAAUAUAAUAUGGCUAAUUGCAAAGACGUAGACUAGUGAAUCUCCAGAAGGAUAUUCUCACAUUCUUCAGGGGAUGUGGGGUUCACAGGCUUAGCCAGCGUGUAAUUGCCAAUCCCUCGUUGCCCAUGGGAAGGUGGUGGUGGUGAGCUGCUGCCUUGAAGCACUGCAGUCCUGGAGGUGUGCAUACUGAUAGGGAGAGAGUUCCAGGAUUUUGACCCAGCGAUAGUGAGGGAAGGGUGAUAUAUUUCCAAAAUAUAGAAACAAGGAACUGCAGAUGCUGAUUUAUACAAAAGAUUGACACAAAAUGCUGGAAUGACUCAGCGGGUCAGGCAGCAUCUCUGUAGAGAAAGGAUGGGUGACAUUUCAGGUUGGGACCCCCCGGUUAAUCAGUCUGAAGAAUGGUCCUGACCCGAAACAUCGGCAGUUCUUUUGAUCUUAAUACAUCUGAGUGAGAAGGCAGAUAAGGGCUUGGUUUAAUAUCAUACCCACAAAAAUGCUCCCCUGACAUUGCGGCACUCCCUCGCUCCUCCAUCCCUCUCCCAUCAUAUGUCACACAAAGCGUGGCAUAAACAUAUAUGCCCUUAUCGGCUGAGAGUGUAUUGCAGGUAGUUCUGCUAUCAUGCCAUAGAUGUGUUACUACAAAACCUUGUGUUAUAGAAAAUUGCAUUGUAAAUUAAUGGGGGGGAAAUGGGAUUAAAGGGCUAGGUAGUUUCAGACUUGCGAUAAGUUUUUUUUUGUCUCUGCGCCAUUUUCAAGGUGAGAAGGACCAAGUCUAAAGGAGAUGUGCAGGACAGGUUUUUUACAUCAGAGUGGUGGGUACCUGGAACACACUGCCAGAGGUGUUGGUGGAGGCAGAUGCCAUAAUGGUGUUUCUGAGGCUUUUAGAUCGGCAGGGAAAGGAGGGAUAUAGAUCAUGUACAGACGGAGGAGAUUAGUUUAACUUGGCAUUAUGCUUGGCACAAACCUUGUGGCCUAAAAGGCCUGUGCUAUACUUUUGUAUGUUCUUAAAAAUAAAGGUCUUUCCAAUAGCUAUAAGUUUAUAGUUUUACUUCCGCAAGCCGUUGCACUGUUUAAUAAAGUUAAUAAAGUAUGUCAUUGGAAGCGAAUGCCUGUCAGUUUGUGUUGAAAUUUGCAGACUGUGUUCUUAAGAGACAAUAAUACCUGGUUACUGCGGGGAGAUUACAGGGGACAGGCUUUUUCCAAGACGGGUGAUUCUUCUGUUUAUAUGUUCAUAAGUUGUAGGAGCAUAAUGAGGCCAUUUGGCCCAUCAAUUCAAUCAUGGCUGAUCUAUCUUUCCCUCUCACCCCAUUCUCUUGCCUUCUCCCAAAAGGUAUCCCCUGAUACCUUUACUAAUCAGGAAUCUGUCAAUCAAAAUAUCCUGCCUUCUCCCCAUAAUCCUGAUACCCUUACUGAUCAGGAAUCUGUCAAUCUGCGUCUGUAGCAAUGAAUUCCUCAGAUUCAAAACGUUGUCAAUUUACAACGUAACCUUUAAAUGGUUCUCUAAUUCGAGAUCAAAAUCAUAUUAUAACUAAUUAUAGCAGAUCCACCUGUCCUCAGCAGUGGUUGAGACAGGUAGAAUGACACAAUUUAAAAUACUUUUAGACAGGAACGUGGCUAGGAAAGGUUUAGAGGGAAAUAGGCCAAAAGUGGGCAAAUGGGACUAGAUUACAUGUGGUAUCUUGGACGGCAUGGGCAUUUUAGGCCGAAGGGCUUGUUUCCAUUCAGGGUAGUACUUCAGAAUCAGGUCGACGUGCAGGAGAUCUGCUGGAAUCGGAGAAAGAGUAGUGCAAGAUGCUCUCAGAACUUAUGUCGGAGAGAGGCGGAGAACAUAUGUUUAGGAGAUUUUACAAUGGCGGAGUGAAAAGGAGAUGGCAUGGUGGUGCAGCGGUAGAGUUGCUGCCUUAUAGUGCCAGAGGCUCUGGUCGAUCCUGACUAUGGGUGCUGUCUGUACGGAGUUUGUUUGUUCUUCCCGUGGGGUUUCCCCGGGAUCUCCUCCCACACUCCAAAGACAUACAUGUUUGUUGGUUAAUUGGCUUGGUAUUGUAAAUUGUCCCUAGAGUGUGUAGGAUAGUGUUGGGAUAGCUGUCAUCAUGGAUUCGGUAGGCCAAAGGACCUGUUUCCACGCUAUUUCUCUAAACUCAACAAGGAACUGCAGCUGCUGGAACAGUCAGUUAAAAAUACACAAAGUGCUGGAGGAACUCAACGGGGGUCAGGCAAUGUAUGUAGAGGGAAUGGACAGAUGACGUUUUAGGUCGGGACCCUUCAGGGAUUUUCAAAUCAUUGCUUAUAUCUGAUGAACCUGGCAGAAUUAUUUUUUGAGGGAUUAUUUAUAGGGAUUUACAGAAGAUUUUCGAUAAAGUCUAUCACGUGUUGGCAGUCUGGGGUUUUGGAAAUGAUGCAAAUUAUUGACCUAGCUCAGAGGUUGGCUAAACGUUUAAAGACACAGAAUAUCGGGCAGGAACUCAAAUGGCAAGGCGUGAGCAUCCGUAUUCAACAGGAAACAUUAAACUGCAAAGGAAAUAUUUUUGCCAAGUGGAUGGAGCAAAGCUUAACAAAAAGGCCAGAACAGACUAUCUUUUAGAUGGUGAAAAACAAAAAAAAACAAUGUAAUCUUAAGAAGAAAAGUCAAAUAUAAUGUUGAACAAAAGACAAAGUGCUGGGGAAACUCAGUGUCCCAUCUAUGGAGGGGGACAUUUUGAGUCAGGAUGAUUCUUCAGAAUUUCGUUCUCCUUCUUGUAGCACCUAGCUCUCGUUUGCUUUGUGCACUGGCCCUUGAAGAGGGGCAUUGGGCGCGGUUUUCUCAGUACGGGCGGUGCAGACCAGAUCCACUCUGUGAUCCCACCAAAGAUCAUGGCGGGGACUGCGUGGAGGAGACCGGGGAUGACGUCGUCGGCUACCACGUACUAAGCCGCGCGUGGCUGGCUGUGGCCCUGAAGGGCGGUGCUACUGAGGGGUGGGCGUGGCACGCGCGCAACGUGCGGUGACCAGACGGGGAUGACGUUGCUCGUUGUCACCUGGUGCGUCGUGUGGCCCCGGAGGGAUGGGCGUGGCUACCGAGGAGGUGGGCGUGGCAGGGACGGUAUCUAUGGUGCCGAGCAGGCAGGAGGUCACCCGUUGUCACGUGGUGCGCCGCGCGGUAGGCGUGGCCUCCGAGCGUGUGCCGAGCUAUAGGAUCUUUGGUGCCGAGCAGGCACAGAUGACGUCGCGGGCUCUCCCAGGCUGCGCCGCGGCGGGCGGCUGGGGUAGCUUUGAGGGGGCGUGGCCUAGAUGUGCUGGCCACGUCCCCGGGCCACGUCGCCCGCUGCCGCCGCCGCCAUUUUGACGGGGAGGGCUGUGGGAAGGAGGAGCGCCUCUGGUCUCGGCUGUCGGACGGCACUAACCCGGUUCAUUUGCUUCCCACCUCUAUUCCCCUUCCGCUCGCUCGCUCGCUCACUCACGCUCGCCCGCCAUGAACAUCUUUCGGUUGACCGGCGACUUCUCGCACCUGGUGGCCAUCAUAAUCCUGCUGCUGAAGAU